UCAGAUCUUGUCUGGCCUCUCGGAGCAUUAACGGAAGUAGGAUUUCCGGCUUACGGCUAUGGACGUGGAGGUUACGCCGGCUAUCCAGGGUUCGGCUAUCCGUUCGCAGGCUUUCCUGGCUUCAGUUAUCUUCCUACUCCGGCUACGGCCACAGCAGAGCGGCCCCCAACAGCUUACUAUGUGGAUUUAAACGGUCAACAAACUUCGCCUCCUCUACUAACCCAAGCUCUAUCAGUUAUAAACAAUUAUGGCCCACAAGGAUUUGCUCCGCCCACUUCACCAGCCAAUAACCGUGGGUGGCCUGCUACCAAUAGUCCAGGCCCAAUUGACCUCUACAGUUCCAGUCAGGACACCGUGGGUUAUGUCCAGGCUACGAGCCCGCAGCCCUCGGGUUUCCCACAUAUUGCUGUAAGUAGGGGUCCACUGAUAGCAGCAGCUUUUACAAAUGGCUACCAUUGAGUUAGAGCAAUAAGGGGCCCGCAGCCAAGUGGUCUGAUUGACAGCUGAGUGAGAGCUCCUCCGGAACGCUUAGGAUGACAUGAGUAAUCUUUGCUUUCCUGUUUCUUAUGGAUAUAUAUGUAAAACCGUUGGAUUGCAUCUGCUUGUUGGUAUUUUUUUAUUAUUUUUUAUUAUUAUUAUUGAAGGAACAGUGAACGGUGAAGGUUGUUUCGGUAAAAGACCUCUUCCGCUUCCAAUCAUAGGCCCCAUGGGAUCGGACGAUGUUGUAUUUUAUGGUUUGGAAGGUUGAACAGGUGGGGGGAACAAAUGUUGUUUUCGAUUUUGUUUCCUUCCCUACACGGCUUUCUGAUUGGAGCUGCCAGUUAUGGACACAAAGAUGACGACGUUCUUGUCUUUAAUGGUUUGAAGUUGCAAUGUCGUGGGUGACAUGUGGAUGCAUUACCUUUUCAGUGCUGUGUAAUUUAAAUUGUAUUGUUCAACUUGUCACAUCGUAAUACAGUGAUAAUAUUGUUACUAAUGUCGUCAAGUGCUGUAAGUUGAAAAAAAAAUGUUCUCCUGUUUUGUGUUAUUAAUGCUGAUGUUACGUGAAGUGAGUUUUAUAUUGUUACAGCAAGGCAGUUAUAUGGAAUUGUGGUUUAUAAUCAAGUUUAUUUACGACGUAGGUGUGUGUGUAAGUCUAUUUUAAUUUCACGGUUUACAAAUUCAAAUGUUUCUAUUGGGUAACUUGUAUAAGUACUGAAACUUGUUGGUUAAAUUGUAUGGUUUUGCAUAAAAAUAAUACUGUGAGUUAUAUACGGAAUCAACUACAUACAAUAUCAUGAUUUACGUUUUUGAUGUUAAGUGAAAAUCGUUCAAAACAAGUGACCAAAUGAUUAAUUAUUCUUUCUCUUUCUGUAUAUAGAUUCUAAAUAUCAACACCGUUUCUCACUAACAUCUCUUACAACAGCAAGUACAUACUUUAGAUGUUUUAGUCGAUAUCUUCGUAUGUUUUAAAAUAAAUGUUUUAAAUUUUAAUAUUUCUUUAACAUAAGUAAAUAAUGUUAUACUUGUAUAAAAAAUUCGCAAAACUUGUAUCAAACCUUUAUCACAUUCGUUAGUUAAUUUUAAGCAGUUUAAGAAAAGGAAUUUAAUAAAAUAGGAGCUGAUAUUUUUGAAACGGGUAAAGCCUUCCAAAGCCUGCCAUUAUAUAAAGCUAUUUAUUCGCAAGCAAUAUUUUAAACAAAUUGCUAAAUUAAAAAUUAAAUACAGGAGUGGAGUGUGAACUCGAGUACAUAUAAAACAAAUAAUUAAGUUCUCUACAGUAUGAAGCAAUGCAUUUAGCGGACCAUUUCAUUAGCCUUUUUAAUGUAAAGUUUCACACUCAAUUAGCGGUAAACUAGGCCUUAAAAGAAAUUAGCAUAGGUUUUCUAUGUUGAAAUUUUUAACUUUAGAGCUAAAAAUAUGAAAAUUAAACUCACCAGUAUGCAGAAUUAGAAGUUUUUUUAAUCGUAGAGCUUAUAUCAAAAGCUAGAAUUCAUCGAUAAAUUUACUUUUUAUCACAUGACAUGCAUUUAUGUUAAAUAGGCCUAAGCGUAACUGUUAAAAAUGAAACGACCUUGACCGUCAACAUUGUUUGUGUUGUAACUUUGAUUUUUUUUCUUCAAAUUUAUUCUAUGUACUGCAUUAUCCAAAGCAGAUUUUAAUUUCUUUAGAGAUUGAGAAAUAGCGAAAUUUCAUGGCUGCAUCACCUAAUUAUACAUAUGUUUUAAUUCAAUUAGUUGAUUUUAUUAAACAUCAGAUACUUUUCAUAUUUACAAACAACGUCAAAAUGUGACGUUAUCAUUGCACAUGCGCACCAGUAGUCGACAUAAAAACACAAUUGGCUGUAGUUUCUGUAAUGCUGUUUUACAAAACGUUAAGUGGACUCGUUAUGAAUACUCUGUCCAAUAUUUGUUGUGUAGAAAAUUACAGUUAUUUGCAUCUGACAUUGGCCAUUCUGCUGCGUACCGAAGCUGCUACUAAAUGAGGUAUAAAAAUAUCCAACGGAUAAUAUCCGUAGAGUGUGCAUAACGUUAGUUUAAUCGAUCAUGAUUUUUGUUCUUGUUGUUUGUUAUUUACCACAAAGCUGCAUAAUUGGAUAUCUACGCGGGAAAUCGAACCCUGGAUUUUAGCAUUAUAUAUAUCUAGAAACUUACCGCUGACUCACUAAGGGACAAUCGAUCUUGCAAUACUCCGAGUCAAAUAUAAAAUUAUAAUUAGUUUUGGGAGAAAAACUGGUUAACGAAUCAACUUGGAGAACUAAAAAAGUGAAUAUAAUGCUCAAAGCAUCUGACAAAAAUAAUUAAAAAAAUGAUUUGUAAAUUUUGUGGAGACAUUUGCCCUAAGCUCACUUAAAUUACCCCACUGAUACCAGUUCUUCUAAGUAUAUUUCGCUACUGAGAACUCAGUCUCCAUAGGCCUGCUUGAGCACAUAUAGUAAUACUGUUACUAACGCUUUAAAAGCCUUAGGAUUUCAUAAGCUUUUAAUAUUUCAUUUUCGUAUCGUAUAUAGGCAAUUACUUUAAAUGGCCGAAAGCUUAUAAUAGCACACUUGGUCCUAGGUUACAUUUGAAUUUUUAUUUUAAAUGAACAAUAUUUACAUUUAUAACAACUGUUAACGCCAGACUUAAAAAGCUCAAUACUUUGUUAGAGAACACAACAGAUACAAUUUUAGAGCGUAAUGGUAGUAAAUCGGAAGGAAUAAAUGACGCGACGUAAUAUUAAUACAACUUGGAAACAGAACAUUUAUUUGCACGUUUCGGACAGAGCGCCCUUCAUCGGGUGCAUUAGUCUCCAAAACCAGAAUGAAUUUUCAAUGCAAAGAAUCUAAAGUCACCUAUGUAAACAUAAAAGCAGCCGACACUGUGUAACUUCAUGCUGGAUUUUGAGAAGUCGACUUAUAUGGUUCUCCAUUCCUUGCCGCUUACAUCAACUUUCCUAAUUGAAGCUCCAAACUUCCAAUCCGUUUCCAAAUUACAUCAUGCCAAGUGCGCCUCCUUCUCCAAAUGUCGGUUUAUUUCACAAACAGGGUCCACAUUCCCACCCUGCAUAGUAGAAGAGGCUAUAUGUUAUGUUUUAUUUGUGCCCCUUUUUCAAGUAUAGUUUGACAUCUUUCCCUCCAACAGUUGUUUCAAAUGCUGGUUUUGCCAUUCCUGCCCUUCGCUCUACCUCUUUUUCCACACUUACCACCACUAGUGAUAUUCGUUCCUAAAUGAAUAAACUCCUUUUCUUGUCCCAUCUAUUUAACCUUUUAUUUUGACACAUAUUCUGGGAGCUUCCUUACAUUGUCAACUUCUCACUGGCGGAUUAUAAUGAGUGGAUUAAUAGUAGAUGUGAUUUAUAACCGAUUAACGUUAAUCUUGCACUAUUCGGAUUGUAUAUACAUUCACCUAGGCCGCCUACUAAUAGGCAUUAUGAACAUUAUCACAUGCAAUGUGGUUGAAAUAUUAUCUACUUCUAAUUGUCCGUGUUUCAAUAAAUAAAUAAAUGCUAAGUCAAUAAUUUUAGUUAUAGGAUUUAUUACUUUUUUCUUCCAUUAAAUUUGGUGAUAUGUAAUAAAACGUAAAAGAAGUUCCUAUUAAAAAGAAACACGAUAUCUCUAACGCUAACGUCUUGUAAAAACUGUAUUCAGAACACUCACUUGUUAUAGAUGCGUAAUGUACACGCUAUUAUUCACACCUUGUAAAUUAUAUACAUGGAACUGCUAAUCAAAUACUGAACUAGCAAUAACGUGCCGCGCUUUCGACACUUCAUUUCGACUGUGUUUGUGUCGUAUCGUUAUCUAAUUCGUUAUUGAAAGUCGUGUAAAAUAAUUAUCAAUACAAUAUACAAAACAGAGUCCAGUUAUUCUGCGAGUCGAGAAAAACAAAACUACAACAUCAUCACCUGAUACACGUGAUCAUCAGGUGAUCUAUUUCAUCAUUAAAGCAAUAACGAUACAUUUAAGGUAUUUAAUUUUUCAGUAAAUGAUAAUUGAAUUUGUGUUGGCAAUAACUGAUAUAAAAUAUCUGAUAGAUGUUUCUCUGAUAUUAAGCAAUAUUUAGUAAACAAAGAAAAGAAAUCAGACACGAGGGUAGAGUUGUUUAUGUAUGAUUACUUUUUGGGAUAUGAGUUUCACUUUAUUAUUAGUUUCAAUACAACUUUUGAGUGUUUUAUAUAUAUAUACCUAUUUGUGUGUGUGAAACUAUGCGGAUACAAAAGGCCAUUCAAAAAAGUUGAUUUUGAUAGCCUAAUUAUUACGCUUAUUUCUCGGUGUUUAAUAUUUGAUUAUCGUUUAAUCACUUUCUAUAAAAAUCACUAAGGAUAACAUUUUCCUUUUUGUUUCCCCUUUUCUUUUCAUCCCACACGUGUAAUUCACAUAUUUUCAACAUUAAUAUUGUAUAUUCAUUAGAGGAAGUAUGACCUGUAGCGACAUCUAUCAUGAUCAGGUCAGUCGAGAGUACAGAGAGUAAGAAAACGUCAACGUAUUGUUUUGUGUAAAUGGUGUUAUAUAUAUAUCUAUCAUUACUACACUCGUCAAAGUCUCUCUGGUUUCUUAUAUGUUCAAACUUAUUGUGUUUCAUGCUAAGGAUAUAACUUUUUUCAAUGUUUGUAUUUUAAACAAAUAACGAAUCUUUGGUGAUUUGAUAUAGUAAUUCUGAUCACACGUCAUGAAUGUUAUGAGCUGUGAUUGGCAGUAUUUGUAAAUAUAGAUAGAAUUCUCAAUAAUGAAGUAUCACUCUAAGGAUAAUGAUGCCUUACCCUCCCUUCAGAAAAUAUAGAAAACUCCCUGUUCAAAAGCAAUAGCUAUCUUCAGGACUCUGGAUUUUUACUAUAGUAACAAACCUCCGUCUGAGGCCUUGUAAAUGAUGUUUAACCAUAUUGUUUGGAUACCUGACUUUAGGUAUACCUGUACAUCAUCUGUUGUAUUGAUAUAUUAUAUGUGUACACAUAUAUAUCCACACAAUGUACAUGUCUGUAGCAUGUGAAUGCUUGUACAUUCUGCUACGAUAUACCUGUUUCAUAUUCUAUCUUAUAUAUAUAAUGAUAAUUAUGCAUAUUAAUGUUACGUCAGGCUUGACGCAGUCUCCGUUUUAAUGUGCGAAUGCAUUUUCCUCGUGGUGUCUAUUCUAUACUUGUAGCGACACCUAGCGUUGGGAAGUUAUGCAGUUUUAUGACUGACUGACCUCUGACGGUCACGUUUUUUAAUAACGUUAGCGUCACUGUCACUGCAUUAUGUGGCAAAGACUACGUGCACUUUAUGUAUCUUAAUGACGUGCAAAAUAGGCUUAAUGCAAUUCGGAUUAAUACUGUUCUCGAAUACAAGAUUUCUUAUUCUUCAGUGUGUUUUUUAUGUGUUUGUGUGUUUCUUUUUUUUAUUGUUUUUUCAGAAUUAAGUCUCGAGGACAAAAUUCAUACAACUCAAGGUGUGCAUCUAUGUCUCAUUACUUGUGUCCUAGAUUUUAUUAGUCAACUAUAAUAUGUAUUCUGCCUCGUUUACAAUGCGAUUGUUGUCUUACUAAAAGUUGGAAAUAAUAUAUAGAACCUGUACAUAUGAUGUACUAUAUGAACAGCUAGUGCAUACCUUGAGAGUUUGAAAGAUGUUCUUCAUUACGUAGGACGAGGGUGCUCCUCGUGCUUACUAGGAUCUCAGAAGCCAGCUAUACAGUGUAUUCCGUUAAGAAGAUUUUUGCUUGGUCUUAGCGAUAAAAAUCGGUAUACGUCAUUUAAUUUAUUUUCUCGGAUUUUUAUUCAGCUUAUUGUGAACAAGAGGCUAAUACUCUGUUUUAUACUCCUUUUUUAUAUGAGUAUUCUAUAAAUACAGGAAUCAUUUGUUUGAUUUUUGAAAGACUGUGUAUAUGACUUGGAGUAAAAUAAUUUCAGACAAAAAAAACUUGUUUAAAAAGAUUUGGGUACUGACGACUACUCAGGAUAUUUCGAAAAACAUCAUUCAAUGCAUGCGAGAGUUGAAUUAAUUGACUAAUCAAAGAACAGAACGGUAAGAAAACUUUAUUGUUGUUAGAAACAGAGACCACAAAGAGACUCUAGUUAUUGUGUCUUUAAGGUUUUGUUCGAAGAACGUUCAGAUUAAUAAAGAAUAAAUUGUUUAACAAAACGAUUUAAUUUUAUUCGCACUAAAAAUAUCACCCCUAAGCAGGAACAUAGAGUUAUGGAAGUGUAAAAUGAC
Messenger RNA from Limulus polyphemus (Atlantic horseshoe crab), 6643 nucleotides. RefSeq names its product RNA-binding protein Musashi homolog Rbp6-like. NCBI's taxonomy places the organism in Eukaryota, Metazoa, Arthropoda, Merostomata, Xiphosura, Limulidae. The record is from RefSeq and is a predicted model, not a curated record. The transcript is spliced from 7 exons. The annotation marks the transcript as partial.